AACAAGUAUUCCUCCAGAGAAUUUUUAUGGAGGCUCCCAACCAACUAUUAAAAGGACAUCAAAAAUCAGAUCAAAGGAAGGAAGAAGGACGAACUGCUCCAGCAAUACAGAAAAACAGGAUUGAGAUAAUCCUUGAAGGGGUUGAGUGACUUGAGAUUCACUUGUGAGGGUUUAAUCUUGCACCCGCAAGCAAGAGUUUGUUCUGGUUUAAUCUUGCACCUGUAAGCAAGAGAUUUCUAGUGGAUUGAACUCUCAAGCAAGGAGGCUUGGGGAGUUGACGUAUUCCGGGUUGGAGGAACCAUUAUAAAUCACGGCUUGAUAU
This is a messenger RNA of Rubroshorea leprosula, 322 nucleotides long. NCBI's taxonomy places the organism in Eukaryota, Viridiplantae, Streptophyta, Magnoliopsida, Malvales, Dipterocarpaceae. The record is from the annotation of a GenBank genome assembly.